Molecule: messenger RNA, 405 nt
Organism: Penicillium coprophilum
Lineage: Eukaryota; Fungi; Ascomycota; Eurotiomycetes; Eurotiales; Aspergillaceae
Product: ankyrin repeat domain-containing protein
Exons: 2
Coding region: 1-405 (134 amino acids)
Cellular component (GO): cytoplasm; nucleus
Molecular function (GO): protein binding
Source: RefSeq, a predicted model, not a curated record
AUGCUGAAACUGCCGUUCGCCGAGAUGGACAACGACGGACUAUCGCUAAAUGACCUGACGCCUGCGGACCGAAUGCGUGUGCAGCUCAAUAAGGGAAAGACGGCAUUGCAUCUUGCUGCUCAUGUGGGCGAGGACGAAAUUGCCAAGAUUCUUUUGGGAGAUAGUGGAAUAAGGAAUCUUCAGGAUUGUAAUGGCUGGACGGCUCUGCAUUGGGCGGUUGACAACGAACAUGAAAACACCGUCCGGACUCUCUUAGAUGCUGGUGUUGAUGCUGGUGUUCAUUCCUUCGACGCAUGCACGCCGCUUGAUAUAGCAGAAGUUGGGGGUCUAAAAACAAUGGAGCAGAUGCUGCGAAAGGCAUUAGCAGCGAGAAAUAGACCAACUGUCGGUGGCGCGCCUCCAUGA